Molecule: messenger RNA, 3640 nt
Organism: Planococcus citri (citrus mealybug)
Lineage: Eukaryota; Metazoa; Arthropoda; Insecta; Hemiptera; Pseudococcidae
Gene: CenB1A
Product: Centaurin beta 1A
Exons: 15
Coding region: 569-2851 (760 amino acids)
Cellular component (GO): cytoplasm
Molecular function (GO): GTPase activator activity; protein binding
Source: RefSeq, a predicted model, not a curated record
CACUCAUUUAGAAAUUUAAUUAAUGAAAAUUUGAUUAAUUUGAAAUUUGAAUCGGAUAAACCGACGCAGAGAAAUUUAUUGUGCAUUGGUUACGAUGCGUUGAGAUGAGUUUAAUAGUUAUUUUUCAAUAAUUUAUCACGAUUUUCAGUAGUUAUCCAAUUUUCUGUGAUAUCAUUUUUGUUCUAUGAUGAUUAACACGUUGAUGUUAUGAAGUUUUUACGCGUUAAUUAAUCAUUGACAACCCAAUCAUAACAAAAUAUGAAUACUCAAUAUUGAGUCGCGAAAACGCGGUGAACCUUCCACAAAGAAUUGCGAACUGAGGCUCGAGUCUAGGAGGUUAUUUAUACGAAGAUAUUUCCUAAGAAGUAUGAUCUCAUCCGCACGGAAGUUGUGGAGAGACGCGAUCAACAGUUGGUUCUCAGUUCACGAAAAAUAGUUGAUGAAAUUUUUAAUAUGUGUGCAAUGUAUAAUGCACCCAUGAAAAAUAUUGCUGUUAUAAGCUAGUGAAGAAAUUACUCAUCGAAGCGUAGUUUGAUAACAUUUCACUCGCCUAGUUAAAGUGAUCAAAAUGAUUCCUCCGGAAAUAGAUGAUUGUUUUCAAGAUUCUCCUCGUUUCAGAACACUCAUUGAAAAUCAAGAAUCUGAAAUAGAAAUACUCGAACAACGACUCGAAAAAGUGAUAAAGAUGUGCUCAUCCAUGAUAGACAGUGGCAAAAAUUAUGCAAAUCAGCAGUCUCAAUUUACCAAUAGCUUAUGGGAGAUGGCUCUGUGUUUCAAAAACGAUCAGAAGUCGAAGAAAAAUUUCUCCAAGAUCAUCGAUGUGUUCCACGACAUGAACAAAUUUCAAAACAUAUUAUUGGAACAAGCCGCCAAAACAAUAUUGAAUAAUUUUAGUUCGUUUUUAAAAGAUAACAUUAAAGCUUGCAAAGAAUCCCAUCAUCAUUUCGAAAAAGUAUCCAGCGACUACGACUCUUCUUUGUUACGAAAUGCUCAAGCUUCAAAAUCACGUCCCCAAGAAGUGGAAGAAAUUGAUAACGUGUUAGCAGCAUCUCGUACGUGCUUCAGGCACACAGCUUUGGACCAUGUACGUUCAGUCACAAUGUUGAACAUGAAGAAAAAACCCGAGCUCAUGGCUGCGUUAUCAUCCUAUUUGAGAGCUUGCAAUACAUAUUUUCAUCAAGGUUAUGAUCUCUUCGGAGAGAUUGGUUCGUUUAUGAAUGAAUUAGACAACGAAAUAGGUGACAUGCAACAAGAAAAUUCUAAAAUUGAGAAGCAAUUUGGAAGUUACCAUAAUCACGUUAGUACUUACGAUAAUGAUGAAAAAAAUCGUCCGGAUGGUGGUUAUUUAAUGGAAGGAUACCUUUUCAAAAGAUCAUCGAACGCGUUUAAAACUUGGAACAGAAGAUGGUUUUAUUUGACUAACAACCAGCUUUUGUAUAGAAAAAGAACAGGAGACGAUGUUACCGUUAUGGAAGAGGAUCUAAAACUGUGUACUGUACGACCGGUUUCCGCUGAGUUUGAUCGACGAUUUUGUUUCGAAAUCCUUUCCCCUUCGAAAAGCCACAUGCUGCAAGCUGAUACCGAACAAAUGUAUCAAACAUGGAUUAAAGCUCUGCAACAAGGUAUUGGUUCGGCAAUACAAGGCAAUUCUCAUAGCCUUAAUUCGUCUGAAGAGUGUCAAAAACAAUCGAAUAAUAAUCUAUUGGAAAGUAUACCUCAAUCGCAAAAACCAAAAGUAUGGGAAAUGCUACAGAAAAUACCAGGAAAUGAUAAAUGCUGUGAUUGUGGAGAUUCAAAUCCUUGUUGGGCCAGUAUCAAUUUAGGAAUCACAUUAUGCAUUGAGUGUUGCGGCGUUCAUCGUGGUCUAGGAGUUCAAUACAGUAAAGUUCGUUCAUUGAAAUUAGACGAUUGGGAAUUGGAAAUUUUGAAAGUAAUGGCUGAGCUAGGUAACGACAUCGUCAACGAAAUAUACGAAAAAAAUGUUCCUGAAAACGUAACGCGAGCUUAUCCUAAAUGCAAAAGUGGCAUUCGCGAAGCGUGGAUUAAGGCGAAAUACAUUCAAAAAUCGUUCGUUAAAAGCAUCAACGGGAGUCCUGCUGUUCAGAAUCACAACAACAAUAACCCAGCGCGAAAAGAAGUAGCUAGAAAGUGGAGCGUACGUAAAUUGCGUCGUAGACCUCAAAAACAAUCUUCAAAAUCAAAUGAUACUAAAGAAGAUAGACAGUCAUCUGGUAGUGAAAAAUCAAUAUUAGUUUUCGGAGCGAAUAUCAACGAGCAUUUACCAGAGGCGCCUAUAUUUGUCAGUAGUGACGACGAUUCAGUUACUAGUGAAGAUGUGGCCGAAGAAGACAUAUCUAAGCUCAGCCCGAACUUGCUGCUGUAUCGAGCAUCGGGUGCGCAUAAUUUACCUGUGAUGUGCCAUGCUUUCGCUGCCGGUGCUGAUCCGAACUGGAUCAAUGUUGAAGAUGGAAAUCGAGUAGCUCUUCAUCAAGCAGUCAAGAGUGGAUCCGUUAUGGCUUGCGAAUAUCUUCUACUUAAUUCGGCUAAAAUAAAUGUUCAAGAUGCGGAUUCUAAAACUCCAUUGUAUCUGGCCACAUCUUUGAAUCAUACGUCUCAAGUUAGUUUACUAUUGAAACAUAAAGCUGAUCAACAUUUGAAAGAUAUCGAUGAUUUGAGUCCGUUGGAUGUCGCUGUGAGAGAAACAAAUGCGGAUAUUGUUACUUUAUUAAGAUUAGGACGAUUAAAUGAAGAAAUGAGGGACACUGAAGACAAUGAAAAUGAUCGAACGUUCACCGAAGUCGUCAACGAAUUCACGCAAAUGAAUAUGAAUUCGAUAAAUUUACAGAAAUAAUUUUACCCUUGUUAUAUUUUAUAUUAUAAGUUUCUUGUUCUCAACAAAGAUCAAAUUCGUUUAAUGUCAAUACGCUUAGUAACGUGUAACUUAAUUUUUUUUUUUGAACAAAUUUUCCUCAUCUUGCCAAGAUUAGCGUCUCGCGCUGGAAUGGAAGUAUUCCAUCAGUCAAUUCAUAUUUCACUCAAUUGUUUGUUAAAUGAUGACCGAACAAUGCUGUAACUAUCGGUAACGCUUCUGACUGUUUACCAUUUUGUACAACUAGGCUAGUUUUCUUUGUCCAACGAUAUUAUUCGAUAGAACUUUCUUUUUUUUAUUAUUAUUAUUUUUUUUUUUUGAAUAAAUGUGAUAAGAUGUAUGUACGAGUAAGAUGUUGUUUUGUUUUUAUAAUUUUUAUAUUAGUAUUUUUUUUUACGUCGUGAUUGGUGUGUAGAGAUGAAUUCUUCUUUCUUUUUCUAUCAUUUCAUAAUUAUUAUACCUAUUAUGUAUUUUUAUUGUUGUAUUUUUUAGAAUCAGAAUGUGAUUCGGAUUAUGAUAUUUUUGGAAACAAGGUUUCAAUACAAUUAAUUUCGGUUGACGAUCAAUUCUCAUCCGCUUACUUAUUACUCUGGUAUUAUAGACUGACUUAUCAUGAAGUGCAUACAUUGUAUAAGGUAAACCAGAUAAAUUAUUAAAUAAUUCAUCUGUACCUAUAGAUGUUCCAAGUGUAACCAUCAUUCAUUCGAUAUUUUAUAAGGUGCAAUAUUUUUAAAUACAUUAUUGUUUUAUUAUUAAAUGUACACCUAUUCA